GCCGCUCGCUUCCGCCCCCAUGGACGCGGCCGAAGUGGAGUUUCUGGCCGAGAAGGAGCUGGUGACCAUUAUCCCGAACUUCAGUCUGGACAAGAUCUACCUCAUCGGGGGGGACCUGGGGCCCUUUAACCCUGGCCUGCCGGCGCAAGUGCCUCUGUGGCUGGCGAUCAACCUGAAGCAGAGACAGAAGUGUCGGUUGCUCCCGCCGGAGUGGAUGGAUGUGGAAAAGUUGGAGAAGAUUAGGGAUCACGAACGGAUGGAAGAAACUUUCACCCCUAUGCCUAGCCCCUACUACAUGGAACUGACCAAACUCCUGUUAAAUCAUGCUUCAGACAACAUCCCAAAAGCAGAUGAGAUCCGCACUCUGAUCAAGGAUGUGUGGGACACUCGCAUAGCCAAGCUCCGGGUAUCUGCUGACAGCUUCGUGAGGCAGCAGGAGGCACACGCCAAGCUGGAUAAUUUGACCUUGAUGGAGAUCAACACCAGUGGGGCAUUCCUCACACAAGCUCUUAAUCAAAUGUACAAACUCCGCACAAACCUGCAACCUUCUGCAAGUGCCCAGUCUCAGGACUUCUAGAGAAUGACCUUUGUAAAGGCCUUGCUGUCUGCCGGCAGGAGGCUCGCCAGGUGGUGUGCGAGUACUCGGGACAUGAGAGAUACCCGCAGUUCUGGAUUUCUAGAACCAUUCGAGUCUGGGAACAAUAUGUACUGAAGCAAGGAACGGAUUUGUAACAUUGUCGGAAAGCAACAGGUUGCACUUCGUUUUCUCAAGGUAUUUUUUAAUUCCACACCUGUCUCUGGAAGCCAACUGUUCCUUUGUGGAGGAAAGAAAAAGCUUUGGCAAACAAGCUCUUCUCCCUAGCAGUCACAGGUCUCCUGCAUGGAACUGUUGUGUGUGGGUGAGUGUUCAGUGACGUUACACGUUGCUUUGAAAAGACACACAUACAAGUGGCGAUAUGGCCCCUAGGGCUUUUUAAUUUUGAUACGGAUCUCUUGGGCUAAACUUAGAAUCUAGAGAUUGCUCACACAGAGAAGGAUGGCAGAUAUGGCUUGUGGUGCUGACCAGUGUUGGUCAUCUAAACCCUGAUACGUAAUAAAGAUGGAAUCAACCCAAUCUUUGGGUUUAUUUUUUCCUGCUUAACUACCAAGCAGAAGGAGUAAGCCAUGUGGCUAAAAUGGUCUGAUUGACCAAACCGAGGUGUGUAGCAGGCUGUAGACUUCAAACACUCUGGUUGUCUCUUGUUUUCUUUGCUACUUCUGGUUAAGAUUUGAAGGGUUGUUUUUGCUUAUCAAG
Messenger RNA from Molossus molossus (Pallas's mastiff bat), 1294 nucleotides. It is a transcript of the gene GINS2, whose product is annotated as GINS complex subunit 2. The record is from RefSeq and is a predicted model, not a curated record. Lineage: Eukaryota; Metazoa; Chordata; Mammalia; Chiroptera; Molossidae. Gene Ontology annotation, cellular component: nucleus; GINS complex. Gene Ontology annotation, biological process: DNA replication; double-strand break repair via break-induced replication. Bases 20 to 577 code for a protein of 185 amino acids. The transcript has 5 exons.